CUGAAAAUAUUUUUAGUUGCUAUUCAGAUCGUGUUUCAAAGACGUGGCCGAAGUAUUCACUGUUUUGUAGUUAGCAUGUUGUUUGUAGCAUUACGAUCUCACAAUCGAGCAGUAGGAAAUGUUAUUUCUAAGAGUUUUAGAAAGCCAGUGAGAAUGACAUCCACAUUUUUAGUUGAAAAUAGUAAAUACUCUUUUCUCAAGGAUCUUGGUUUGAGUAAAAUGAACAACUCUGUGUAUAAUGGUGAAUGGACGGGAAAUGGUGAUACAGUGCAGUCUAUUGAUCCUGCGAGUGGUGAAACAAUUGCCGAAGUUAAAACUGGAUCUUUAGAGGAAUUAGAGAAUUGCCUUCAUGUUGGAACAACCGCAUACAAAUACUGGAAAACACUACCUGCACCAUACCGCGGUGAAAUUGUCCGCCAAAUUGGUGAAGAGCUUCGGAAAUUCAAAGUACCACUUGGUAAACUUGUUUCCCUAGAAAUGGGAAAAAUUUUGGCUGAAGGAGAAGGUGAAGUACAAGAAUUCGUAGAUAUAUGCGACUAUGCUGUUGGUUUAUCUAGGAUGUUUGCUGGCAAAAUACUACCUUCAGAGAGAUCAAAACAUACGAUUAUUGAAAAAUGGAACCCUUUAGGAAUAGUCGGAGUGAUUUCAGCUUUUAAUUUUCCAUGUGCUGUGUUCGGUUGGAACGCAGCAAUUGCACUAACGGUUGGUAAUUGUGUUAUUUGGAAAGGCGCACCUAGUACACCUUUAACUUCGAUUGCUAUAACUAAAAUUAUGGACAAUGUUCUUAAAAAAAAUAAUCUUCCUGCAGUCGUCACAUUAUGCCAAGGCGGAACGAACAUAGGCAAAAAAAUAGUAACAGACGAUCGUGUGAAGCUAGUUUCAUUUACUGGUAGCACUGCAGUAGGACGUGAAGUUGGAGUUGAAGUACAAAAACGUUUUGGAAAGGUUUUAUUGGAACUUGGUGGUAACAAUGCUCUUAUUAUCAACGAUGAUGCUCCUGCUGAUAUAGCACUAGAUGCAGCAUUUUUUGGAUGCAUUGGAACGGCAGGUCAAAGGUGUACUAGCACACGUAGGUUAAUAAUACAUGGAAAAUUGUAUGAUGUUUUUGUUGACAAAUUGGUGAAACGGUAUGAAAACCUCUUGAAGAGACUCGGCCAUCCAUUGGAAGACUCUACGCUCUAUGGACCACUUCAUAACCAACAAGCGGUGGAAAAUUUCAAAGCAACUGUUCAAGAUAGUAUUAGUUUAGGAGGAAAAGUAGCAUUUGGUGGAAAAGUUGUUGAAAGACCAGGAUUUUUCGUACAGCCAACUAUUAUUACUAAUCUUCCUCACAACUCGCCUGUAGUGCAAAGGGAAACUUUCGCACCAAUUGUAUUUAUCUUCAAGGCGAAGAACCUAACCGAAGCAAUUGAAUGGAAUAAUGAAGUAAAUCAUGGAUUAUCUUCUUCACUGUUUACAUCUAGUAUUGGAUCAGCUUUUCAGGUAAAUGAAAAAGUAUGCCUUUUUAUUUCGUGA
Molecule: messenger RNA, 1515 nt
Organism: Wyeomyia smithii (pitcher-plant mosquito)
Lineage: Eukaryota; Metazoa; Arthropoda; Insecta; Diptera; Culicidae
Gene: Aldh7A1
Product: putative aldehyde dehydrogenase family 7 member A1 homolog
Exons: 1
Coding region: 76-1515 (479 amino acids)
Molecular function (GO): aldehyde dehydrogenase (NAD+) activity
Source: RefSeq, a predicted model, not a curated record